AUGGCUCUCUCGUGUGUUGCAUGGAGGGCAACUCCAACGACAUCACCUUAUAUCCAUAACGGUCGCCAGCUGCUACGCCCUAUCCUACGCCGUCGAGUCCAUUCCGAACCCUCGUCUUCCUCUCGAAUGCGUUUGAGACUUCAAUCCUUUAAUAACUGCCUCCCCAAGUUCCUUCGGUCCUACACCACACCCCUUUUCAAUGCGCCAGUAACCCAUAUAACCUCGUUCUUAAUCCUACACGAACUAACAGCUGUUAUACCCCUUUUUGGUCUUGUUGGAGUGUUCCAUUAUGGUGGAUGGCUGCCCUCACUGGGUAAUUCUAAUGGAACCUCACCCGUAGACGAAGGAGUCAGGAAGUUUGGAAAAUGGCUCCGGAAGCGAGGAUGGGUUCAAGAUGUGGAAGAUAUGUCUGCCAUGAACAAGGGAGCAAUACGGGUUGAAGACAAUGCUAGUGAGCUUACAGCAAAAGAUAGACAAGGUCUACGGUUAAUACUGGAGUUUGCUACAGCGUACGCAAUUACCAAAGCGUUACUUCCAGUGAGAAUUGCUUGGAGCGUAUGGGCAACUCCAUGGUUUGCGCGAACAGUUGUAGGGCCUGUUGGACGAGCUGUGGGAAGGCUAGCGUCUACAAAUAAGGGAAGAUAG
Messenger RNA from Trichophyton rubrum CBS 118892, 645 nucleotides. RefSeq lists its product as uncharacterized. Gene Ontology annotation, cellular component: mitochondrion. The transcript has a single exon. Lineage: Eukaryota; Fungi; Ascomycota; Eurotiomycetes; Onygenales; Arthrodermataceae. The coding region runs from base 1 to 645 and encodes 214 amino acids. The record is from RefSeq and is a predicted model, not a curated record.